Messenger RNA from Strongyloides ratti, 597 nucleotides. Its product is annotated as ER membrane protein complex subunit 8/9 homolog. Gene Ontology annotation, cellular component: EMC complex. The record is from RefSeq and is a predicted model, not a curated record. The transcript is spliced from 3 exons. The coding region runs from base 1 to 597 and encodes 198 amino acids. NCBI's taxonomy places the organism in Eukaryota, Metazoa, Nematoda, Chromadorea, Rhabditida, Strongyloididae.
AUGGUUUUAACGAUAUCAACAUUAGCUUAUUGUAAAGCAGUCCUCCAUUGUGUUAAAUAUCCUCAUUGCCCAAUAAAAGGAUUUCUUAUUGGUGAUGGUUCUAGUAAAGAUUCUAUUAUUAUUGAUGCAAUACCCAUAUCUCACGACAUCCCAACAUUUGCUGGUAUUUUUGAGUCAUCUUUAUUAUUUAUUGAAAGAUAUUGUAAUGAUAAUGGUUAUGUUAUAGCUGGUGUUUAUUUUGCCAACCAAAUGUUAAAUGACAAAAAAUUAGAUUCUUGUGUUGUUAAGUUAGUGGAGAAAAUUCAAAUUAAGUAUCCUAAUGCAUAUAUUAUGCAGCUGGAAAAUACAAAAUUUUCACUUGAAUCAUCAACAAAAUGUGUUAUGGCAUAUUACUAUGAUAAAGAUACAAAGGUAUGGAAAGAUAAAGAACAACCAGUUGAAGAUGUCUCAUUAACAUUAAGAGUUGCAUCGAAAGCUAUUGAUGUUAAGAUGGAUAGACAAAUAUCUGAUUAUGAAAAUUUUCUUGAUAAUCCAAAGAUUCAUGACAUUUUAAAUCUUAAGUUAAAUGUUGGGCUUGAAAAAUAUUUAUCCAUUUAA